Messenger RNA from Camelina sativa (false flax), 1014 nucleotides. The record is from RefSeq and is a predicted model, not a curated record. Lineage: Eukaryota; Viridiplantae; Streptophyta; Magnoliopsida; Brassicales; Brassicaceae.
AUGGCGCCACGCAAAAACAUCACCAUGGAAGAUCAACAAGAAGAGUUUCGACAGACCUUGGAGACUUUUACGGCGGCCCCACUGGGCCGAGACCAUUAUCAACAAAUUCGUCUUCACCGCAACAACAACCCAAACAACAAUACCUCGUUAGCUGCUCGUUGGGAAUCCGGCUUCAAGCUCGAAACUCCAGAAUUUUCAGGGAGUCUUAAAGCAGAGGAGUUUCUUGAUUGGCUUAACAUGGUGGAAGAAGUUUUGGACUUUAAAAAAGUCCCGGAUGAUGUUCGUGUCUCUCUAGUUGCAACACGGUUCAAGAGUAGAGCCAUGGCAUGGUGGACUCAGCUCAAAGAAUCUCGACGUCGUUCAGGAAAAUCAAAAAUUGAUUCGUGGGAAAAAUUUAAAAAACAUAUGCGUAGAAGUUUUCUUCCUUACAACUAUGAGCGCACCUUGUAUACGAAGCUGCCGAAUUUGCAUCAAGGGUCACACACUGUGGAUGAGUAUGCCUCAUAUUUUUUUGAGAUGGUUGCUCGCACUACGUUACUUGAAACAGAGGACCAACUCGUUUCUAGGUUUAUUGGGGGUUUACGCACACAACUUCAAAUACCGUUGCAACAGUUUAAUCCGACUACAGUAUCUGAGGCUCAUCAACGUGCUAUGGGUAUGGAGACUCAAUUUCGUCAAACUUGGGGAUCCAAUAAUUCACACACUCGUUUUCAAGCUCCGCCUACAGGGGAAACUGGUUCCAGCCCACAUACAGAAUCUGUUUCCACACGUGCUAGUGUGUCUAAAAUAGGAGCUCCUGCUGAUUCUAUUGCCGCUUCAAGACAACCCCGAACCAGUGCUUUGCGUUGUUAUACUUGUGGGGAGAAUGGUCAUCGUCAAACUGCUUGCCCCAACCAGACUCGUCGCGGGUUGCUUACACAGGAGAUAGAAAUCACCGACGAGCCUCACUAUGAUGAUUACUUUUCUGAUCCUCACCAAGAUAAUGAUGCUGAUGUUAUUGGCGGUGACACAUGA